Colletotrichum lupini is the source of this 1659-nucleotide messenger RNA. RefSeq lists its product as uncharacterized. The transcript has 12 exons. Bases 1 to 1659 code for a protein of 552 amino acids. NCBI's taxonomy places the organism in Eukaryota, Fungi, Ascomycota, Sordariomycetes, Glomerellales, Glomerellaceae. The record is from RefSeq and is a predicted model, not a curated record.
AUGUCCUUAAGCAAGGCAGGUGGCACCUCAGUUGACGACCUGCCUUACCUGAAGAAUGAGGGCGAGUCGGAACAAGGUUCUUUUGGUGCCAGUGCACAUCCAAAAGAGGAUGGCCACAUCCAUCACACCUUGUUUGGUGAAGUCUACCUACUUCCUCCGCCUUCUCCGCCUCUUUCCCUGCUUCUCGCCCACGGCCUCUUCCUGCUACUUCGACUGCUCUCCAACUGCCCUCGGUACCUGGCACUUUCUUCUUCUCCUUCUUCUUUUUCUUUCCGAGGACUUGACACCAACAGUCACAAACCCCUUCCUGAACUUGACGAGAAAGGAAAGGACGGGACUGGGCUGGCUGGAUUGAGGUGCUCUGAGCGUGAUGGGCUGGGUUUGACUGGGUUGGAGAAGCGCGUGUGGCAGGAGACAAGGAAAGCGCGUUUGCACCAAUCCAACCAAAUCACUCAGCUCUGUCUCCUGGCUCUUGUUGGAGGCCAUGACAUUCUCGACGUGGGCUGGGACUCUGAGAGCCAUCACGACUUCCCUUUGCCCACUACCUUCACACUGGCCGAUAGUCACAGAGCGCACACCUGGAAAGUGGAACUCGAUCUGAGAUGGUAUCAACUGGUCAAUUGGACUUUCGAGUCCGGUUCUCUCGUUGCGGACAUUUGGAAACCUUAUUCAGUCACCCGCUGCUCCUCCCACAUCCCACAUCCGCCAAUGACGGAUGCUUUCCUGUCCAUGAUUCGAUACCUACAUUCCCUUCCCAAGAACCAAAAGCAAAGAAGGCCCAAACCCCUUUUUGAUACUCACCCCAAGCUUUCAAGCUCAUACCUUGAGAGGACGGGCGCGGACCACGAGGGCAGUUGCUUAUCACCAUGUCUAGACUCAACACUCAAGUGUCAAGACUACCUAUGUAAAGCCAUCGACCAAGAAUCGUCAAAAGUGGAGGGCGGGGACAAACAAGUUCCCCUCGCCGCUCGGGCCAGGUAUCACAACGAUGCCCCGACAAGUCACUCUUUAGCCAAGGCCCCUACUCCUGCUCCAACUCACCUCGUUCUCACUUUACCGAGCGACGGAUUCUCCUCAUCCUCACUGUCCAUCUCCAAUAAAGACAGCCUGUAUUAUCAAACAAAGUUCAAACUUGUCCUACUCAGCUCGUCUUCCGCUGCGCCAGACCUUGCCAAAAUUGGAAGCGCGAGCGACGAAGUUGACCAGCCAGUCUCACGUAACCACUCGGUAGUUACGGAGUGCGGACACUCGACUCCUGACGAACUAGAGGUCCAUGUUCGCAACCUCUGGAUCAAAGCACAGAACAAACACGAGCGCACAAACAUCCUCUUCUACAGUAUCCGUACAACAGCGCCUAUCUCACUAUCAACUUCACCAUGCCUCGUAAAUCCGCGCGCUAAGAGAAGACACUUGAGCAAACUUGGAACAGUCAUCCGGGCCAACGGGGUCAAAAGCCCUCACAGUGCAUGCCCACCUGAAUGUGCCGCCCAAGCAAAGAGAACCAGACUGAAAAAGAUAUGUAUCAACCCCAGUCCUCAUGGCGUCCAUGUGGCGGUUCCUGACCCGGUCAUUGGUCGAAAGGCAGGAAUUUGCAAUGGGAAUAGCUCUGUGGACACCUGCAUUCUCGAGAUUCUGAGCUUGCGCAACGCAGCCCGGUAG